This is a messenger RNA of Phaedon cochleariae (mustard beetle), 889 nucleotides long. The record is from the annotation of a GenBank genome assembly. NCBI's taxonomy places the organism in Eukaryota, Metazoa, Arthropoda, Insecta, Coleoptera, Chrysomelidae.
UGAAUUCCUACCCUGGUCUUGGGUCCUGGUACUUGGUCCAGUACUGGUCCAAAUGGACGAAUAUCUUGGAGAUAUUGCUGCAGAAUUCGAAGAUGAUCUUAUUGUAGAAGAGCAAGUUGCAGGCUCUUCAUCAAGAGCUACCAAUGUAGGUAAAGUUUCCAGCAAAACACAUGCUCUUUUAGUCAAUUCCAAGCAAAGGGGUAAUCCUUUACUCAAGGCCAUCCACAAUGUCCCAUGGGAAUAUGAUGAUAUCAUACCAGAUUAUCAGAUGGGUUUAACCUCCUGUGCUUUAUUUCUAUCUCUGAGAUACCACAACUUGAACCCUGAUUAUAUUCAUGAUAGACUCAAGAAGCUUGGACAAAUGUACCAGUUACGGGUCCUUCUUGUUCUGGUAGACAUCAAAGAUCCCCAUCACUUACUGAAAAACAUCACUCGUGUUUGUAUCUUAGCUGACUUGACAUUGAUUUUGGCUUGGAGUUCUGAGGAAGCAGGAAAAAUUAUAGAAACCUACAAAAUUUACGAGAAUAAACCUGCAGAUGAUAUAAGGGAAAGGGGUGAAUCAUCUUCCUAUUUGAGGUUGAUUCAAGCAUUGACUUCUAUUAAGCCCAUCAACAAAUCAGAUGCCAUGGCUUUAAUUGACAAAUUCAAAACUUUAAAGGGUAUAUUGAGAGCAUCUGAAUUUCAGAUUGCAGAAAUCCCUGGAUUUGGAAUGAGAAAAGCUAAUAAACUCUACACCACACUACAUACCAAGUUCUGUAGAUAACAGGGUCACUGUCUCACUUGCUCAACUGUGAUUUUUCUUAAUGUUUCAAUGAUAUUUCAUGUAUUAGGUAAUAAGUAUAUGAUGUUUUUUAUAUUUAUUUAAAUAGAAGCUGCACUCAUAUUUUCU